Messenger RNA from Paramuricea clavata, 2952 nucleotides. The record is from the annotation of a GenBank genome assembly. Lineage: Eukaryota; Metazoa; Cnidaria; Anthozoa; Malacalcyonacea; Plexauridae.
GGCUUGAUGAUUGCUGCGUUUGCCAAAGCAGGCUGUAUAUUGAAGGACGAUGUUUACUUGAAGAGAGCCAUCAAAGCAGCUACGUUUGUGAAGAAAUAUUUAUGGAUUGAAGAAACAGGCAAAUUGACAAGAAGUUGCUACAAAGGCGAUGAUGGGGAAAUAGUUCAGCUGUAUGUCAUGUCUUUGUUAUUUUAAAGUGUACAUGACACAAAAUGUUCUCCUCAAUUCUUAUUGAAAGAAACUUUUGUAUUUUUGUGUUUUGACGUCACUGGCUGUGCUUAAGGUGACAGCAAAAAGAAGAAAGUCUAAUAUGUCAGAAGUGAUUCAAUGAAAUUAAAUGAAAUUUGGUACAGUUAAUAUAAGUGCACCUACAGUAAGGCCAUUCUUUCAUUAUUUUCAAAGUACUUUGAAGUAAUGCAUGAAAAAUGGAGAAAAAAAUGUCGUGUCAAAAAUCGAUUUAAAUAUGAUAUUAUUAGCACUAUAUAUAGCUAAGUACCGAAAAUGAAGAGAGCAAUCAAAUUUAGUUAAGUAUAAAAAAUGUGGAAGCUUUGUUUUGAAAACUGUAUGUAAAUAGCCCUAUAUAUAUCUAUACUUUUUUACCUAAAUUUGUAAAACUUUGUGUAAUUUUGCCAAGGAAUUUUCUGAGCACUGAUGCUCUGAGCAAGUUUUAAAGUUUAUCAAACUUUGAACAUGCUGAUCCAUCCAAUUGUUGAAAAAUCGUACGUAAACCAGAAACUAAUCCGUAUAACAUCUUGUUUACAUUUAGUGAGAAUCCUGUAGAAGGUUUUUCCGAUGAUUAUUCCUUUCUUAUUCACGGCUUACUGGAGUUGUAUCAAGCAUCGUUUGAUGAGGAAUGGUUAAAGUGGGCAGCACAGUUACAGGAAAAACAAAAUGAGUUGCUAUGGGAUGAUCAAGCUGGUGGAUACUUCGAAGGGGGAGAACAGUCUAAACUAUUAUUACGACUGAAACAAGGUAGAGCAAAACAAUGCAAACACCAACGUUUAUACGGCCGACCUGACAAUACAACCGCUAUAUAUCGUGUGUUCUUAUGUCAGAAACUGAUACAAGAUUGUUAAGUCAAAUUUUAUAUUUCAAUUCUAGAUCAAGAUGGUGCUGAGCCAAGUGGAAAUUCUAUCGCUGCCACCAACCUGAUGAGAUUGUCAUCAUUUCUUGAGAAGAAAGAAUAUCGCGAGAAAGCUGCCAAGAUUUAUGCUUUGUUUGAACCAAGGUUGAGUAAAAUGCCUCAUGCAUUACCACAGCUUAUGGCGUCUUUUAUCCUUUACACUGGAACACAGAAACAGGUGAGUUUGGUUACUUGUAGGUUUUAUGGUACUUGACUAGUUGGUUGUUUAAGUACUGCUAUCGUGGUUUGGUAUGACAUGGUGUAGCGGUAUGCUGUGGUGUUGUGUGGUAUCCGUAUGGUACUGGAUGUUAGGACAUAGUAUGGUAUAGUAAUUGUAUGGUAUGGUAUGGUAUGGUAUGGUAUGGUGUAGUCUGGUAUGGUAUGGUAUGGUAUGGUAUGGUAUGGUAUGGUAUGGUAUGGUAUGGUAUGGUGUAGUCUAGUAUGGUAUCAUUGGUAUGGUGUACAGUACUGUGGUGUGGUAUGGUGUGGUAUGGUAAAAACGGUAUAGUAUAAAAACCUUUGAUAAAAUGCUAUAUGCUGUUGUGAAAUGCUCAUAGAAUUAAUAAUUCUAGUAGGAUAUAAUUUCAUAUAAAUGGUAUUUUUAAUUUAACAAAAAUUUUCCAACACUCAAUUUAAAACAAUUUAUUAUUUUUACAGAUAAUUAUUGUUGGUGAGCGAGAUGCAGAAGACACAAAAAAAUUACUGGAAACGGUUCACUCUUGUUUCAUCCCGAAUAAAAUCCUCAUUUUAUGCAAUGAAAAAGAAAACCACUUUCUUGCUUCAAAGCUCAGUGUGUUAAAGUCCCUGAUAAAGGUGGACGAUAAAGCGACUGCGCAUGUAUGUGAAAACUUUGCCUGUAAACUGCCUGUUUCGUCCAGUGAAGAAUUAGCGAAACUUCUCAAAGGAAAGCAAGAAUGAUGGAUAUACAGCUAAAAACUCGAAGUUGUAACUAUAUUUAAGGAUCUAUACCUAGUUUUUUAUCUGCUGUAAUCUCGAAUGGUCUGUGCUAACAAGACAGCUAUAUAGAUUGAGAAAGAUAAAACGUCCUGAAAAAUACAAGCAGGACUUCGACGUGUGACUUCGACGUGUGACUUCAACGUCGACUUUCUGCUUGUAUUUUUUCUUUCUUUUAUGAUAUUGGCCACAUGUAGUCACAGAGUAAUUACCUACAGAGGUAUCACUUAGCGAAAAAACAGUAAGGUAGUUUUUACUGCGCAUCUCUGGCGGCCAUGUUGUUAGCAAGUGCUCUAAAGAGAGGCAUUCUCCCCCCUGGAACAUUAAGUUUCAAUAUGUUUUCAGGGUGGUGACGGCCUCUCUUUAGGGCACUUGCUAAGAACGUGGCCAACUGAAAAAAUCCCUUAUCAUGCUAGAUUAACUUGAAGUGAGACCUCUGUAUGUAAUUUCUCUGUGAUAUAGUUUAGUGGAACUCUAUAAUAUAAUACAUUUUACCUAGAAAGGUGUUUACAGUAAUAUCUGAAAUACCCAAAAGUGUUUGGAAAUAGUAGCACAAGCCAAGUUUUUAAGUCUUAAACGAAUCCGUAUUUAUGAACUAGGGUUUUACGCGAAAGCUGAAAGUUAAUUUAUGUGUAUUGUAUUUUGGCCCAAACAACCCAUGUCAAUACCACCAUCCAUUUGUUCGAGUGGUAUUCCAAUCAGGAAACAAUCGCCUGGGGUAUUAUUACCAAUUGAUUAUUGAUUAUAAUAAUGUUUAGUAUUAAUAUAGUACAUAAUGAUUAUACAGUGAAUAUGUGAGAUUUGAAUAAUGAGACAUUAAAAAUGCGUAUAAUUUUUCAUGUUUUUUUUUGCAUUGUUCAAACAGUAAUCACCUG